GUGGGGUUGGAGCUGGGGCAGCCCCGAACCCCCCCCCGGUGCGGGCGGCGCUCGCCCCCCGGUGGCGCUGCGGAGCAUCGCGGGGCGCCCGUGGGUGUGAUGAGCUGCGCGUUCUCUGCCGCCCGCGCUCCAUCCAGCCCGGGAGCGGCUGCUCUCAGCCCCUCCUGCUCCCCGGGCCGCCUCCCAACUGGUGUAACUGGUCUGGGGUGUCGCAGGUGCCUGUGAGGCUGGGGAGGGGCGGGGGUGUGAGUCCCUGGGAGUGUUUUCAUCUCCCAGCUCGGUUGGGUGAGGCUUUGAUGCACCUGCAUCGCCUCUUUGCCCAUUUCUUGGGGUUCUCCUGGGUUGGUUGCAAGGAAGGCUUGCAGCUCUUGCUUUGGAGAAGGGGCUCAGAGCAAUGCCAACCCCAUGGAAGGGGCUCCCUCAGCCCUAUUUGAGGCUCUUAACAAUUUGCAAUGGAUUUCAAUGCACCCACAGCACCUCUUGGGCAUCUCCUGCUGGGUUGUAGGAAGCUUUUUUUCUUUGGAGAGGGUGCCAAGAGCAACACCACCCCCAUGGAAGGGGUGACCCAACUCUUGUCCUCCCCUAUUUGAAGCUCUGAUAAUUUGCAAUCAAUUUUAAUGCACUCACAGCACCUCUUUGCCCACCUCUUGGGCUUCUCCUGCUGGGUUGUAGGAAAGGUAGGGUGAAGGGUAGAUGAGGUGCUCAGGGACACGGUUUAUUGGCAGAUAGGAACGGUUGAUGAUCCAAGAGGUCUUUUCCAGCUUGGCCAUUCUAUGAUCUUGUUUUGGGCAGGCUGCUAAGAGCAACGCCACGGGAAGAGACGGUCACCCAACCCUUGUCCUUCCCUCUUUGGUGGCUCAGGCACUUUGCAAUCAGGACUCGGGGUGAAGCCGUUCUCUUGAAGCUCCGGGAUGGCACCUGGGCUGUGGUGGUGGCCUGAGGAUGAGGUGAUGGGCGUCUGGCACAGACGGGGCAAGGCUGGAGGGUGUUGAAAUGCAUUCCCUGCCCGUUACCUGCCAGGGCUUGUCUGGACAUGCUGGGACUUGCACCACGAUGAGGUCACGCCGGUUAUGUGCUCAGGCGAUAGGAAGCUGGAGUUCUAUUUUUACUCAGGGAUGCUCAGCCUGGCUCGGGACUGGAGCCAGGGGGGAAGCGUUGGAGAUGGAGCGUGGACCCCCCCCGACACCUGCCGGCAUGUUGGGGUGUGCUGUGCCUGGAGAUGUGGCGCGGGUGAUCUGCAGAGGUUGAAUUGGAGCAGAAGCUUUCCCUGUAGGAGGAUGAACACCCCAUCCUUGAGGAGCUUUGAGUGGGGGGUGCAAGUCUGGGGGUCUGUUUUGGCCCUGACUUUGGGUGUUGGGGUCCCAGAUGAGGUGGCUGAGGAGAAGCUGUUUUGCACACAGGGAUUUUACUUCUGUGAAGCUGUUUUUAAAGCAGAUUUACAGCUAUCCAAGCAGGGACAAACCUUUGCUCUGAGAGCUGCCAAAUCCCAGAGCGUUGUUUGCUUUGCUCUGAUAAUGAGGUUCCUCAUAACCGUGGGUGGUGUGAAGGAUCCAUGACCUCCACAAGAGGUUCCUCGUAACCAUGGGUGGUGUGAGAGAUCUGUGAGCCCCACAUGAGGUUCCUCACAAUCAUGGGUGGUGUGAGGGAUCUGUGAGCCCCACAUGAGGUUCCUCACAACCAUGGGUGGUGUGAGAGCUCUGUGACCUCCACAUGAGGUUCUUCAUAAUCAUGGGUAGUGUGAGGGAUCUGUGAGCCCCACAUGAGGUUCCUCAUAACCAUGGGUGGUGUGAGAGAUCUGUGAGCUCCACAAGAGGUUCCUCAUAACCAUGGGUGGUGAGGGAUCUGUGAGCCCCACAUGAGGUUCUUCAUAAUUAUGGGUGGUGUGAGGGAUCUGUGAGCCCCACAUGAGGUUCCUCACAACCAUGGGUGGUGUGAGAGCUCUGUGACCUCCACAUGAGGUUCCUCAUAACCAUGGGUGGUGUGAGGGAUCUGUGAGCCCCACAAGAGGUUCCUCAUAACCAUGGGUGGUGUGAGGGAUCUGUGAGCCCUACAUGAGGUUCCUCAUAACCAUGGGUGGUGUGAGAGCUCUGUGACCUCCACAUGAGGUUCCUCAUAACCAUGGGUGGUGUGAGAGAUCUGUUGAGCCCCACAUAACCAUGGGUGGUGAGAGAGUUCUAUGAGCCCCACAUGAGGUUCCUCAUAACCAUGGGUGGUGUGAGGGAUCUGUGAGCUCCACACAAGGUUGUUCAUAACCACAGGUGGUACGAGGGAUCCAUGAGCCCCAACAAGUGUUUAAGGUGGAGGACUGGUCAAAAGGGAAGACUUUGCCACUUUACUGCGAAGGCCAAGGCUUUUGGCACCGAUUUGCAAACAAACAAACAGGGUCUUGUUUCUGGUUACCCAACAGCUUCUUGCAGAUAAGGAGGGUGGGUAACACGGUGGUCAAGCUUGUGGCAUGCUUUUGCAGUUGCUUAAAAGGCUUCCUGGCCACUGGACCCAGCUUCUUGAGAUGAAGAAACCAGCCAGAAAAACAUCCUGUUGCUUCACUUGCCCGUGUGCCAACUUGCCUUAUGCCUGUGUGGAAGUAGGAAGGCAGUGGGGUGGUGGCAGUGGGACCUGGUGGCAACAUCAAAGCGCUGAAUGCUCUGCCCCAGCAGCGUUAUAACAGCUGGAGGUGGAAUGGGGAACGUCAACGCUUGUACCUUCCCCAUCUUCUGCGCUGCACCAGGCUUUUUGACCUCAGUCAUGUUCAAGUCUCUGCCCGACACCAUGAAAAUCCCAAGUGGCUCAUCCUGGCCCCUCUCUGGGUUGCCCUGUUGUAAAGCCUAGCUCAGCUUGUCCCACCUUGGCUACCAUGUGCUUUGCCUUGGUAGCAAAUGUGCUGGCUCUCGGUCUUGCUCAACACCCCAGUAACUUGCUCUGCUUUCCUCCCAGUUGCUACGAUGCCCCUGUCUCAGAGCAGGACCGAGCAGAUACCGUGCAGCAGCAAGGUGUGCAGGAACCUCUUUGGCCCUGUGGACCACCACCAGCUCCAGAAUGACUUUGAAGACCUGUUGAGGCAACAGCUGGAAGAAGCUCAGCAACGCUGGAACUUUGACUUUGAGACAGAGACUCCCUUGGAAGGACACUUCAAGUGGGAAAGGGUCUUCCUGGCUGAGCAGCCACCCCAGGAGGUCCACAGCCUGGUCAAGGCCACCGGCAGCAAGAGCAGGAGCUCCUUGGUUCACAAGGUCUCCCCCAAGGACUGUCCUGGCAGGAUUUGCCCUGAGGAAUCUCAACAGAGCUCAGAGGUCUACAGGGCUGGUUCCCCGCGGAGCUUGAAACGUGGGCAGACCACCAUCAAAGACUUCUACAGCUCCAAGCGGAGGAUUGUCCCUGACAAACCCAAGCCGUGACCUGGUGGUGCUCGGCUCCUCUGCCAUCAGGGACAGCUGCUGAUGUUGACCUGCCCUGGGGUGUCCGUGGCUCUUUUCCCCCUUCCUUGUACUGUGUAAACUGUCUGUAUGAAGCAACGUAGAGUCUGUAGUUCCCUAUUUAUGAGUAGCUCUGAGGUCCUGAGGGACCAUCACUGUGUGCAAUGUUUAGGAGUAGCUCGUGUUGAGGCUUGUAGCCCCACAGAGGGGUUGCAGGAGGACUGAAGAGGGCCUGAUGGGACUAAGGCGUUGCCCUGCCUGCGGAGAAGAGUGCCUUCUGCCUUCUCUUGGUGGGGCCAGGCACCAUCCUUGCACAAUCCUGCUGUCCAUCUGAUGGCUGCCCUUUGAAGACACUUGUCCCAGCCACCUGGUGGCACCAGAUAUCCUUAAAGAAUCGCUGGUGUGGAUGGUAGAGCUCUGGGACAGCCUGACCCUGAGGUCACACCUGUUGCUGGCACAUGGUGGUGGCCUUCUUCUGGUCAGGAUGGACCCAGUGGUGGCAAGCCCUUGUCUAUGCGUGGAAAUGAAGUGACGCAGGGGCUGCUCCUUCCCAUGGCUGUUUGGGAGAGGAAAUGCUGUUCUCCAGAAAACCCUCCCUUUGGGUGACUCACUGGUGCUGUCACCUACCAGAGAUGAGCUGCAGAUGGUGACAAACCCACUGGAGGUCCCCAGUGCUGAGGUCACUGUGGGACCAGUGCAGGGUUGGGAGGCUUUGGGGUACCCUGGUGACCCAAAUCCCCACUUUCUCACCUUGUUGUUGGCUUGAGUGGUACUGUGUGUCCCCACGUUCCUGCCUUCUUCAAUGCUACUGCCUGCUCUGGCCGUGUUGGAUUGUCCUAGGAGCAGUCCUGCUCACCAGCAAGGAUGAUGCUGGAAGAUGAAAUGGUAGCUUUUUUUUCUUCCGGAGGGGCUGGUGGGGGAGAGGACCCUCUCACCUGGCUCUGCAUGGCAACAAGCUCCGAUCGCCUUUGGGACCAAGGGAUGUCCUGGAGCAAAGGCCACUUUGUUCCAGCGCUGAAGGACAAGUCCCUGGUCUUGAAGGACUCGACACUGUCAGAUCUCAGCACUUUGAUGGACUUCAUCUCCUGCUCUGCUGGAUUUGGACUCUAGAAACUGGUGCAAGAUGGUCCCGGACAGAAAAGGGAUGGGGUCGACUUCCCGCCUUGCACCGCGAUGCACUUUGCUGUCGGUGAAGCUGGCAAGCUCCCAGCAUUUAAUGUUUAUUUAUAUAUAUCUAUAAAAAAAAGAAAA
Cuculus canorus (common cuckoo) is the source of this 4664-nucleotide messenger RNA. RefSeq names its product cyclin dependent kinase inhibitor 1A (gene CDKN1A). The record is from RefSeq and is a predicted model, not a curated record. The coding region runs from base 2877 to 3395 and encodes 172 amino acids. Gene Ontology annotation, cellular component: nucleus. Gene Ontology annotation, molecular function: cyclin-dependent protein serine/threonine kinase inhibitor activity. The transcript has 2 exons. Lineage: Eukaryota; Metazoa; Chordata; Aves; Cuculiformes; Cuculidae. Gene Ontology annotation, biological process: signal transduction by p53 class mediator; regulation of mitotic cell cycle.